Messenger RNA from Verruconis gallopava, 566 nucleotides. RefSeq lists its product as uncharacterized. Lineage: Eukaryota; Fungi; Ascomycota; Dothideomycetes; Venturiales; Sympoventuriaceae. The transcript has a single exon. The record is from RefSeq and is a predicted model, not a curated record. The coding region runs from base 72 to 419 and encodes 115 amino acids.
AGAACCUCUCGCAAAGUACCCCGCGGAAAGGCCGCUGACUGACGGGGGCCUUUAAGAGAUGGAGGAAGAAAAUGUCGCUCGCUGCGCGUGGAACGGAGCUGAUGAUCGAGUGUGACGUCGGACUGAUGGCCAUCGAAGAACAAGGCGAGAGCACAGAACAGCCUUGCCAGGAAGACCAGAGUAAGGAUGACUUGCGCGACCACUCGGGUUCCCUGGCGACUCGAGCCUUCGUCUGUCGACCAGCAGGCGACCGCCCCGGGGAAAAAAAAUUAAAGAGACGCCGUUACAGCAAGGUCGACAUGGAUGAUGUUCGUGCCAUGGCGUGCUUCCGUCUGAACCAGACUGUGCCUGGACGCAUCGAAGAUCAAGGUUGCACGCAGACGCCCAAAGUGGGCACGGCCAAUCAACAGCGCGUCUGACGCCUUCGAACCUCCAGCGUCGAGAGCGAGUGCUGCUCUUACGUACAUGCCGUGACCGGCCGGAGUGCAAGCUUCGGAGUCGCUCAGACGACUGCCUGUCUGAGGUCGAUGUCGUGGCCUGUCCGCUGGGCGACGCUGUCGUGGACA